AUGAUAAAAGAUUGUAUUGAUUAUGUAAAGGCAUGUCAAGAAUGUCAGAAACAUGGUUCGAUACAACAAAUUCCAGCAGCCAAAUUACAUUCGAUAAUAAAGUCAUGGCCAUUUAGAGGUUGGGCUUUGGAUAUAAUUGGUUUGAUUCAUCCUCCUUCAUCGAAACAACACAAAUUUAUUUUGGUGGCUAUUGAUUAUUUCACAAAAUGGGUUGAGGCUAUUCCGUUAGUAGAGGUUGGUCAAAGUGAGAUAAUUGACUUUAUUGAGAAAAAUAUUAUCCAUCGAUUUGGAAUUCCUCAAACGUUAAGCACUGAUCAAGGAACUAUGUUCACUGGCCAGCGAAUUAAAAAUUUUGUGGCUUCAAGAAACAUUAGUAUGGUUACUUCGACUCCUUAUUAUGUACAGGCUAAUGGGCAAGUAGAAGCAGCGAAUAAGAUAUUGAUAGGCUUGAUUAAAAAGCAUAUCGGGAGUAAGCCUUGA
Messenger RNA from Arachis duranensis, 480 nucleotides. RefSeq lists its product as uncharacterized. Gene Ontology annotation, molecular function: nucleic acid binding. The coding region runs from base 1 to 480 and encodes 159 amino acids. The record is from RefSeq and is a predicted model, not a curated record. NCBI's taxonomy places the organism in Eukaryota, Viridiplantae, Streptophyta, Magnoliopsida, Fabales, Fabaceae. Gene Ontology annotation, biological process: DNA integration. The transcript has a single exon.